AUUUUGGUGAAAACUUCACCUUGGUCUACACGUCUACAAAAAACCAAAAAUAAAGAAAGUGUGUGAGGAGAAAAAAAUCUUGAAAAUUGUGUUAAUGGAGAGACAUUGGAGGUAUUUUUUAGUUCUGUUGUGGAUUGGUUUUACAUUAUUCAGUGGAAUUCAGAUAUUCUCCCACGGAUUCCUUCUAACGCGUGUCGUCCAGAAGGAGCGCACCGUGUGUCACCGGGAUUUCUGCCCGCCGGGAGAGGCACAAUGUGUAGCGACGAAAAUAAAUCAGUAUUUAAACAAUGUAAACUUAUCUGACAGUAUUUGCUUGGGCAAGAAGAGCAGAGUUAUUCUGCUGGUAAUAGAUGCCCUGAAAUAUGACUUUGGAAUUUACAAUCCAGAACUCGCAAAACCAUUGGCAUACCAAAAUCGAAUGCCAAUUUUCAGUGAGAUCCUCCAGAAAUAUCCCAACCAGAGUCGAAUGAUGAAAUUCCUCGCUGAUCCCCCAACGACUACCCUUCAGCGACUCAAGGGAUUGACCACGGGAAGCUUACCAACAUUCAUUGAUAUUGGAUCGAAUUUUGCAUCACCGGAAAUUAAUGAGGAUAAUAUUAUUGAUCAAAUUGUAGCACAAAAUCAGACUGCAGUCUUCCUGGGUGACAGCACGUGGACUGACCUCUUCCCAGGGAGAUUUAAACGAACCUAUUCCUACCCAAGUUUCAACAUAUUCGAUCUAGACACGGUGGAUCGUCGUAUUGAAAAGUACUUACCCGGUGAAAUAGCUAAAGAUGAUUGGGACCUACUCAUAGCUCAUUUCCUCGGUGUAGAUCACUGUGGGCACAAACAUGGACCCCUCCACAGGGAGAUGAGUCGAAAGCUCACAGAAAUGGAUACAAUGGUGAGGAAGGUUAUUGAUGAAAUGCCCAAUGAUACCAUGUUAAUUGUCCUCGGUGACCACGGAAUGACAACAUCCGGGGAUCAUGGAGGUGAUUCAGUGGAUGAAUUAACCUCCCUAAUCUUUGCCUAUUCCAAGGGGAGUGAUCUCAUUGGCGUACGCAACGUAUCAACGAUGCAACAGAUUGAUUUGGUGCCAACACUCGCAGCAAUAUUUGGAACACCAAUUCCAUUUUCAAAUUUGGGUACAGUCAAUAUUAAUUUAUUACCCGACGAUUCCGGCGGAAUGCCACGUCUGGAGACGCUUUUACUGCAUCUCUGGCAAAAUGCCAAACAGGUCCAGAAGUAUUUUCAGCAGUAUGCUCAAGUGAACAUUGGUACCUUUCGCAGUGAUCACAUUGAAGCUCUGGAAAAUAAGUUUGUCGUCCUAUCGCACAGAGUUAAUUCCAUCUACUCCGAGGCAGCCUUCAUGAACUUCGGCGGAGAUCUGGAGAAUCAUCUCAAGACAAUCCUCACAACGUGCCUGGAUAUUUGGGUGAAAUUUGAUGCGGAAGCAAUGACAAAUGGUCUACUAAUUGCCAUCCUGACGGUUUUUGCGUGCUUCUUGCUGUUUCAAAACUUGAAAAUUCGCCAAUUGGAACGACUCUUUUCCACUUCAAUGGUAACAUUUAUAUACGCCAGCAAUCUCAUAUGUAUUGCCGCAAUAAUAGGACUUAAGUGGAUCUCGGGCACUGCAAUGAACUCCAUUCUCCUCUACAUGGCUGCAUUCAACAUUCUCAUAUUUACCCUCUUCGUUAUCCAACAGUGGACAAACAUUGUGGAGAAUUGGAGUGAAAUUGGGAGAUUUUCCAAUGUUAUCACCCGCACCAUAUACCUCAUGAUGGUGUCGGUGUUCUUCUCAAAUAGUUUUAUCAUUGAGGAACCAAAGAUUCUUGCGUACUGCACAACCGGGAUGGUGUUCUACGUGCUGUUUGAGCUGAAAAAAGCAUUUAUGCCAAAAGAUGAGAAGAAUGAUGGGAGGAAACAGAUAAAAUUGUCAACAAUCUUCUAUUCAAUCCCCCUACGGUUGGUGGGAUUGGGAAUUGUAGCUGUUGUGUGUUUGCGAAUGACAUAUGCGUUCUUUCGGUGUCGCGAAGAACAUGGAAAUUGCCCAGAAUUCUCAGGGACGCACAUGUCACCCGAAGGUAUUGAGGGGAUAGCAAAAAGAAAAUUAGAUUUGAUUGCCGUUGUAGCUGUUAUACUAUUUGCCACACUUGCACGAAUCUAUUUGCGUAGCUGUGGCAAUUUAACAGGAUACUCAUGGAAUGUGGCACUAGCACGGUAUGGACCUACAUUGGCUACCAUAUGUACAUGCGGGUAUUUCCUCCUUUCACCCAAAGAUGGAAAAACUUCAGGGAUACCCCAGAUACACAUUGAUGCCAUGGCGUGGAUUGUUGGGGGUGUAUUCGUCCUGCAAGUGAUCACAUUGGUUUUUCGACCUCUAAUGAUAUACGUUGUGCCACCGGAUAUUUCGGAUAGCAUGUACACAUCAACUGGACGAUUGAUACCGGACCUCUUUCGUAAAUUGAAGACAAUAUAUCGUGAGAAUAGAGAGAGGAGCAAGAUACCCAUUAUUUGUGGCUUUGGAACGGUCUACUCAUCAAUCAUGAUAUCAUAUUUCGUCGUCAUCACCAUCUUACUGUGCCUCCUUCUUGGCACUAAAGCAUCCAUUGGCCUUCUAGUCACCAUAGUAAUAGCAAUUGUAUUCAUUGUCCUAACUGGAAUUCUGCGCUAUCAAACGGCCAAGUCACUCGAAUCCUGCCUGCAACCUAGUUUUGCCACUUUAGUGGUUUGGCUUCUACUCACCCAUCUCACUUUUUACACAACAUCCCAUCAGACGACUCUAUCGCAAAUUGAUUGGCAUCCAGCAUUUGUAGGUAGAACAGCGUAUCAUGAUCACAACAAUAUCCUUUCGGCAUUUCUCGUUAUCAUCACAACUUUCUGUGGUUCCGUACUUUUUGGUGUCAUAUUUCCACUGAUCACUUUGGCACCAUUCUUCAUAUAUUCAGCCAUUCCCAACUUGGCCACACACCAUCGAGAUGUGGCGCCCAAUAGGCGGGUGGAACGUGUAAAGACCAGCGGUAAUGUUGAGUAUCGAAAGGUGAAUAUAUCCCGUGUGGAUGAAACCUCUGGGGAGGAGCAGGAGCAGGUCACCGAGUUGGAGUACGAUAUCACAAAGGGUGAGCUCAAUUUGUACGAGAAUGAGGCACUCUUUAUUGGAUCCAUCUUCAAGAGUGCGUGCCAAUUGAUGGCACUCCAGGGACUGAGGAUUUUCUCCUCAAUGCUCGCCUGUACAGUUCACUGCCGACAUUUGAUGGUGUGGAAAAUCUUCGCACCACGAUUUAUAUAUGAAGGAAUUUCCACCUAUGUUCUCUUGGGAGCAAUUCUUUUGAGCUAUUUGAUACUUAUUCGUAUUCACAGAGCCGUAGUAAAUCUCAUUGUGAAAUUUACCAAAUUAAAAUAAAAGAAUAUAUAAUAAACAUUCACGAACCAAAGUGUUACAUAGGCCAAUUAAAAAUGUAAAUAGGGACAGAUUUAUAUACAGUGCGGUAUAUAUUUAAUUUUUUUUUCUGCGAAAAUCAUCUUACAGAUGGAACCCGAAAAUAAACAAACGAAUUAAAAUCGAUUUUUAUUUAUUGUA
Messenger RNA from Lutzomyia longipalpis, 3559 nucleotides. RefSeq names its product GPI ethanolamine phosphate transferase 3 (gene PIG-O). Bases 95 to 3382 code for a protein of 1095 amino acids. Gene Ontology annotation, cellular component: endoplasmic reticulum membrane. The transcript has 5 exons. Gene Ontology annotation, biological process: GPI anchor biosynthetic process. NCBI's taxonomy places the organism in Eukaryota, Metazoa, Arthropoda, Insecta, Diptera, Psychodidae. Gene Ontology annotation, molecular function: mannose-ethanolamine phosphotransferase activity. The record is from RefSeq and is a predicted model, not a curated record.